Molecule: messenger RNA, 3118 nt
Organism: Labrus bergylta (ballan wrasse)
Lineage: Eukaryota; Metazoa; Chordata; Actinopteri; Labriformes; Labridae
Source: RefSeq, a predicted model, not a curated record
AAACUUAGUUUCGUUUUCUAACAGGCACUCUUGGGUUGAACGCUUGGGUUGGACGUCGUCGCUUCUUCGUGGUUUAGAUACUAUUUGUGAAAUUAAAAGUUGUAAGAUACUCAAAACAUUCAAUAUUAGCGUUGACGCGACUUAUUAUUCUGUUUUAAUUACCUGAAGAGAAGAUGCAACAACUGCACAUGUUGGUUUUUUCUCUCGUCCUGUUUUGGAUUUCGCACCCAGUCAACGCGCUUGAAACAGUGUAUGGUGCAGAAGGUGAUGACAUUGUCCUCACGCCACCUCUUCAGUCUCCGUCUCCUUCCAUCACAAGCAUUCAAUGGAAACAUGGAGAGGACAUGGUUGCAGAGUGGUAUGAAGUGUAUGGAACUGAGACAUAUUGUCUUACCAAGUUCAAAGGUCGCUGCAAGCUGAAUCGUUUGACCGGGGCGCUGACAAUCACAGGACUGACUAAAACCGACAGUGGAAGCUGCAAACCUGAGAUCAACAACAAAUACCUCGACUCAACUCAUCUCAUCGUCAUCUCUCGUGUCCCUAAACCCUCCGUCUCCGAAUCAUGUAACACUGAGAUGACCGCCUGUAAUCUGACCUGUGAAGGCAACACGAUAGAAUCAGAACCCGUCGACUGUAAGUGGCUUCUAGAUGAAGCAGUGGGACCUUCAGGCAAGGUGUUGACCAUAACAAAGGAGAUGAAGGAGCAGAGUUACCGUUGUGUAUUUGUCAACCCAGUCGGCAACAAAACCAGUGAUAUCAUGACAAACCCCUUACUCAAAGCAGAAAAUGUCCACUUGGUAAGAAUCCGCUGGCUAAUAGCAGCAGCAGGGGUUCUUUUGUUUUUUUCGGUUCUUGGGGUUGCAGCAUACCUCAUCUACAAACGCAGAACUGCGAGAGGUUCAUAUGGAUUCGUACCCACCAAGGAAGAAGACAACAACGUUAUAAAGGUCCAUGUACCACCAACCACUCAGGACUCAGAUUCUCUCUGCAAUGGAUCUGUGAUCCCAGAGGAGCAAAGGGCAUCCAACGAGCCUUCAGAUUCUAUUCCGCUCCAAAGUGUCUGCAAUGGAGCUGUGAUCCCAGAGGAGCAAAGGGCAUCCAACGAGCCUUCAGAUUCUAUUCCGCUCCAAAGUGUCUGCAAUGGAGCUGGUUCAUAUAAAUCCGUACCCACCAAGGAAGAAGACAACAACGUUGAGGUCCAUGUACCACCAACCACUCAGGACUCAGAUUCUCUCUGCAAUGGAUCUGUGAUCCCAGAGGAGCAAAGGGCAUCCAACGAGCCUUCAGAUUCUAUUCCGCUCCAAAGUGUCUGCAAUGGAGCUGGUUCAUAUAAAUCCGUACCCACCAAGGAAGAAGACAACAACGUUAUAGAGGUCCAUGUACCACCAACCACUCAGGACUCAGAUUCUCUCUGCAAUGGAUCUGUGAUCCCAGAGGAGCAAAGGGCAUCCAACGAGCCUUCAGAUUCUAUUCCGCUCCAAAAUGUCUGCAAUGGAGCUGGAAAGGCAUCAGAGAUUUCAUCCAACAAUGACCUGACGACUUCUACAUCCCCAGAGGCCGGCAAGGAAGCUGAUAUCACAUCGGAGAUGGGUCCAGAAUCCCCCCAGGAUUCAAUCACUCCAGAGACCGGCAAGGAAACUGAGAUCACAUCUGAUGUGGUUGAGAAGUCUGACGAGAACUCAACGACUCCUGCUUCCCCCGCCAGCAGCCAGGAAACAGGUGACCUGGCAACGAAGCCACCCGACCAAGAACAAACCAACCAAGAGCCACCAGCAGCUGAACAGGAAGCAGAUGAUGCAGGAGAUCUCGACGAACACUAAAGUAUUUUCAGUUCUUUUGUUCUGUAACUAAAAUAAUAAGAGUCUGCUCUAUGUCAAGAUGUUACAGUCAAGACGUGUGAAUGUGUAGACAGAUGACUACUUCUGCAAGACCAAGUUUCAGGAUGUUGUUCUUUUUAUCUCUGAUGUUUCAUUAGUACUUCAUGCAGUGUGUCUGUAAAGUCUUCCUGUUCAGGGAUCACAACGAUGAAGGAGGGACAUGUAAACAAAUAGCUGCUGUUUGGUCACACCUUCAACAUUUCAAAGUCACUUUAUGUGUUUCAGGAGCACAGAGUCAUAGGAGUGUCCUGCUGCUCUAGUCCAGUGCAACAUGAUUGUAAGAGUGUGGUCAAAAUGUAGUUAUCAGAUGUAGGGUAGUUGUUCAUAUGAAGAAGGCAAAGGGUGACACAAAGUACUUUGAAAGGUCUUAGAACACAUCUGCCACUGUUUCAAGACAAACACAUUCAAUAAGUGACCUUUGUGUUGAGCUGAAACAUCAAGUUAUUUAUAAAUCUUGCACACUUCCACUUCUUCCUCUUUUGGGAUAAAAAAGACUUGUGCUCCUUCUAACGCAAACCUCACAGGCAGUGAUCUGCUCUUUAUGCAAACUGACUCGUUCAAAUAUCAACAUCAUGCAGGGCUUUCUGACAGCUGUUUUUAACAUGAUGAGUGAAUAUAUUUUCUUCUUUUAGUAGUUUAUGGGACGUUAGCCCUCUGUACAUAGACCUCACGAGUCACGACAUAACUGCUAGGCUAUCAGUGCUCCUUACAACAGAUUAUCAUCAGCAAAAAACAUCUGCAGGUUUUAUUCCAACUGAUCUGACUCCUGAAGUUACUCAUUUUAAAUCAUCCUCAGUGAGUGUUUUGGUCAGAUUGUGGCUGAAACAAAGAAAAGGGACUGUUUUGAUAUCUUUGUGAUUCCUUUAAAUUUUGAUAUCACCACCAAACCUCAACAUUUCAUAGCAUUUAUUAACUGCCUUUUUACAAUGUAGAACAUGAAUUUUGAACAACGUGCUUAUUUUUGUAGCAACAGAAACAAGCUCCAGGUGCUUCGUCCCUUAAAGUGACUGUUUCUAAACUUGAAUGGUGCAAAAAAGAACUGAGACAAACAAUCAGCCUCCUCCGAGGGCGCAGUGUAAAUCAGAUCCCUGUUACAACUUGAAUAUUUAUCAGGUCUUAGUCAAUGUUUUAUUUUGCACCAAAGGCCAACACCUUAAGUCACUUUGAAAAGCCAAAGCCCUUUUGAAUCUUUAGUAUGUAUCUGCAGCUGCAUUUGUCAUUUAAACUUCAGAAAAACAAAA